This is a messenger RNA of Caenorhabditis auriculariae, 417 nucleotides long. NCBI's taxonomy places the organism in Eukaryota, Metazoa, Nematoda, Chromadorea, Rhabditida, Rhabditidae. The record is from the annotation of a GenBank genome assembly.
AUGCGCCUUACACCGUCGACCACUAGCUUCAGUCCAUCUUUUUUGUCUCUGUUGACGAUUCAUUACUACGUCGAGGGCCGGCGACGUGCCAGACCAUUUCGACGUGCCACUGUUUCUUUUUUUGUUGUUUUGUUGCCGACCGCCCAUGUCCAGCGUCGCUUUUCCGCUCCAUCGCAACACCACGUCAAGCGUUUCUGCGGAAGUAUGUUUCACAGAGCUUCACCCCGUCGGUAUCUGGGCCAUCAAUCUGCUGCUGCUUUCCUCAACGUGUUGCUGUACAAGCUUCCUUUCGCUCGCCUUGAUUCUCGUUACAGUAGGCCUCGCCGUGGCUCCAGCAAAGCUGCUGCUCUCUUCUCGAUCUUCCCGCGUGUGCGGCUGCCUCCGACUCCGCCCACCUUUCGUCGAACCUACCAAUGA